Messenger RNA from Schistosoma mattheei, 1215 nucleotides. Lineage: Eukaryota; Metazoa; Platyhelminthes; Trematoda; Strigeidida; Schistosomatidae. The record is from the annotation of a GenBank genome assembly.
UGGUAAUAAAAGGCAUUCACAAUACCAUCGUUUAAUUAUUUCAUAUUUAAUACGACAAUGGAUUAUUAUUAUUAUUACUAUUACUAUUAUUACUAUGAUCAUCAUUAUCAGGAUAAAGUUGAAGUUAGAGGCUAGUUGAAACAUUAUGCCACGAAUAAUAUUAAGUUGGAUACUUUUAAUAUGGAUUACAUGUGCUUUUUUGUCUAUUCUAAUCACGAUUUCAAGUUUUCUUAGUCCAUAUUGGUUAAUUCGUAUUGAAACAUCAGAAACACGCCGUUUAACAGCAUGUCCACAAAAUAAUCUCUUUGAUACUGUUAAUAAUAAUAUUGGUACAGAUUUAUUUACUAUAAAUUCCAAUAGAUCAGACAAUGAAUUCAUACAAUUAAUAAUACCACCAUCUAUUGGACCAUGGUUUCGAUGUCAGAGUGUGUGUAAACUUUCAGAUUCUGAUAAUAAUAAUAAUAAUAAUAAUGAUAACAAUGUAUUGAACUGGGAACUUUUUGAUGACACUUUAUUUAAAUGUCAAUUAUCAGUGUGGGGAUUUGGAGCAAAACCAGCUAUUGCAAAUAAAUUAAUAUGGUUAUCUGGAUUAAUUAGUAUGAUUGGAUGUUUUUUAUUGUGUAUAUCAUUCAUUUUUAUAUUAUUAACUCUAUGUAAACGUGAAAUCUGUGAUCAUAGUGUAUUUAGCUGUACUGGAUCAUUAAUUGGUAGUGCUGAUCUAAUUCUACUAACAUCUAUCAUUAUGUGGCCAGCAGGAUGGGAUUCAGUUACAAUUCGUGAAGUUUGUGGUGGCAGUGUUGGACCUUAUUCAAAAGGGAACUGUUCCAUAGGUUGGGCGCCAUUGGCUUCAAUUUGUGGAAUAAUUCUUCUGUUAAUCAGUGCUAUAUUAUCUAUAGCAGUUGACAAAUCAAUCACUACACAGACAGCAACUAGACAGAUACUAAUGAACGAGAAAUCUUGUGUUUUUCUACAUUAGGGAAUAUUGAAUUUUAUGUGUAUUUGACAGAUAUAGAAACAGAAGAAAAAAAAACAUUUAUUUACCGAUCACUAGCAAAUAGAUGUCUUUAUCAGAGAGAAUACAUAAACACAUAUAUGAUUACAUAUUUAUUAUAUAUGUGUAUACUAUGAUGUAUAACGAUACAUUCCGCAAUUAUUCUAAUGUUCAGAAAAAUCCUAUCUUAAGUUCCAAAAUAAAAUGAAUAGUGAAUUACAUUA